UGAGAAGCCGGGCUCAAACUGGGGGACUGUGGAUGUUGUCUGGCUCUGACUGCUGUUUUCUUUCAGAUGAAGAAUGCCAUGAACUUGCCUGGCUUUGGAAACCCGUCCAGGGCAGGGUGCAAAACACACUAGUAUAUUUCAGUAUAUCAAGAAGCUCUUCCUGACGGAACAGGCCGGUCGGGCUCAGGCGGUGGACUUCCUGCGCAAGAAUGUGGCCAACUCCAUCUCCAUGGCGAACCUGGUCAUGGGCCUCUCCUCCAUCCUGUGCAGCCUCAACGGGCUGCACCAUCAUGCCUGCUGGCUGGUCCUGGUCGGGUUCCUGCUGGACCUUGCGGACGGAGCCGUUGCCAGGCAGCUGAAUGCUUGCUCCGCCUUGGGUGCUAAACUGGACGACUUUGCAGACUUCACCACCUUUGGCCUGGCCACGACUCUGCUCCUGCAGGCCCACAGCAUCCUGGACGGGGUGCUGGCCAUCGUGUACGUGCUGGCCGUGUUCACACGCCUCUGCUUCUUCUCCAGUGGGGUCCCCUUCAUGUACCGGGGCCUGCCUUGCCCUUACGGCUCCUCCGUGCUGGCUUCCACCUACCUCCUGACCGGGGGCAACCUCGUGGUGCUGCGCAUCGUCGCCAUGGUGAUGAUUCUCUUCAUGGUGGACCAGGGCUUCUACCCUCAUGACAAGGUGUUGGAGUCCCAGGCUUGGAAGAAGGUGGUGUACGCGGGAGGGGUCGUGGUGGUUUUCUUCUCUGCCUUCCCGACAGCCUCGCUCUACUAUCUCCUCUGGUCUAUUUCAUACAUCUUCUUCCCCACUGCCUUGUGGAGCGACAAAGCGUGAGGCCACCUGCGGCGUCGCACAGACAGCGCCAGCUUCGUGCACGGCUCCGGUGACGCGUUCGAGGCAGCCCUGCGGUUCCGGCCGAGCGAUCCAGUGUUAACAUCCAUGAGUUGCCUAAAACCUUACUAAAGCUUUCACUGUCCUGACUUGAACGAAAUGGCUUUGGGGUGUCUCCAUCACAUCCUCCGGGUAGGAGGACCCUCGGGGGCGCGUGGCGGAGGCCUGCUGCCAGGUGGAGGACUGGCGCCCCCUCCCAGCCUCGUGUUCGGUGUAGAUAUGAAUGUACAGAUUCUUGAUAAAGAACACUCUAUAGAGAUUUCAGAGGAAGUCAUUUUUAGAUCCCCCCCCCCGUCCUUGGUGUAUCACGUUGGUGGCUUUUAGGGGCUCUCUGCGCUCUCCAGCACCUGCCAGGAAUCCUCUUCUCUCCAGGGUGGGGUCUGGAAAAGGAGACCCCCCUCCCUCUCUGCCAACAUCCGGCCAUCUUUGUCUGGGAAGCCUGGGGUGUGUGUGGUGAAAGCGAGUCAACAUAAGAACAUAAGAG
Gekko japonicus is the source of this 1373-nucleotide messenger RNA. It is a transcript of the gene TMEM269, whose product is annotated as CDP-diacylglycerol--serine O-phosphatidyltransferase. The coding region runs from base 230 to 832 and encodes 200 amino acids. Gene Ontology annotation, biological process: phospholipid biosynthetic process. The record is from RefSeq and is a predicted model, not a curated record. Gene Ontology annotation, molecular function: phosphotransferase activity, for other substituted phosphate groups. Lineage: Eukaryota; Metazoa; Chordata; Lepidosauria; Squamata; Gekkonidae. Gene Ontology annotation, cellular component: membrane. The transcript is spliced from 6 exons.